Molecule: messenger RNA, 2892 nt
Organism: Pipra filicauda (Wire-tailed manakin)
Lineage: Eukaryota; Metazoa; Chordata; Aves; Passeriformes; Pipridae
Gene: TMCO4
Product: transmembrane and coiled-coil domains 4
Source: RefSeq, a predicted model, not a curated record
CCUGCAUCCCCUCGGCCCCCUGCACCCUUCAUCCCCCUGCAUCCCCUCGGCCCCCUCCAUCCCCUUAUCCCAGCGCAGUUCCCUCUACACUACGCACCCCUUUACGCCGAUGGCGCAGAGGCGGCGGGAAGCGGGCCGGGCCGGGCCGGGCCGGGCAGGAAGGGGCGGGCGGCGGCAUCGGCCGGAACGCGGUGGCGGCUUCUCGGUGCUCGGUUCUCGGGCCGGCGGCAGGUUUCAGACACAAGGACUGGCAGCUGUGGAUGUGUCUGCCCUCACAGCUUUCCCAGCUGAGGUGAAAAUGGCUGCAGAAGAGAAGUGGAAAGGUUGGAUUUCAAAACAGCGUAAGGAGGCUGAGCAGGCAGGGGAGAAAGAGCCAUGUGUGCUCCUGGGUCAGCAGCUGGGAGAGCUGGGAAGAUUUGCCUAUGCAGCACUUUGUGGUGUAUCUCUUGCCUGGCUGUUCCCUGAAAACGAGCAAAGCUCCUUCAGGACAGAAUUUAUUGAGGGCUUUGUGAAAUGGCUGGACCUGCCCGACGCUGUCCUACCUGCCAUGACAGCCUUUGCUGGUGGCUUAGGAGGUGAGGGCACAGAAUCUUUCACUGAGAUUUUGCUGAAGGACCCCAUCUUGGAAGAAAAUCCAGCUGUCAUUACCCAGGACCUUUUAUCUUUCUCUCUUCGAGAUGGGUACUACGAUGCUCGAGCCAGGGUAUUGAUAUGCCACAUCAGCCUGCUGCUGAGAAUCCCCUUGGAGGAGCUGGAAGUCCUGGAGGAAUCUCUGCUUGAGAGCCUGAAGGAACAAAAAGAGGAAGAGUCAGAAACCACAGAAGUCUCAAGAAAAAAGAAGGAAAGAAGGAAAAAGCUGAAGAGGUACCUGCUGAUCGGUCUGGCAACCGUUGGUGGUGGAACAGUGAUAGGUUUGACAGGGGGUCUGGCUGCCCCUCUGGUUGCUGCAGGAGCUGCCACAAUCAUUGGGAGUGCUGGAGCAGCUGCUUUGGGAUCGACUGCUGGGAUUGCUGUCAUGGCAUCCCUUUUUGGAGCAGCAGGAGCUGGUCUUACUGGAUACAAGAUGAAAAAACGUGUGGGAGCCAUAGAAGAGUUUGAAUUCCUCCCACUUACUGAAGGGAAGCAACUUCAUAUCACCAUAGCAAUUACUGGAUGGCUGUGUGCUGGCAAAUAUGGGAGCUUCACAGCACCAUGGAGCAGCAUGUUGCAGUCGAGUGAGCAGUACUGCCUGGCCUGGGAAUCCAAGUACUUGAUGGAGCUUGGCAAUGCCUUGGAUUCCCUGCUGAAUGGUUUUGUGAACAUGAUGGCUCAAGAAGCCCUAAAAUUCACUGUCUUGUCAGGGAUUGUGACGGCCUUGACGUGGCCAACUUCGCUCCUGACUGUUGCCAGUGUCAUUGACAACCCCUGGGGAGUGUGUCUGCACCGGUCUGCUGAAGUAGGCAAGCACCUUGCACAUAUCAUGCUCAGUCGACAGCAGGGGAAGAGACCUGUCACACUGAUUGGCUUCAGUCUGGGUGCAAGAGUCAUUUACUUCUGCCUGCAGGAAAUGGCUCAAGAGAAAGACUCCCAGGGGAUCAUUGAAGACGUCAUUUUACUGGGAGCUCCAGUGGAAGGAGAAGCCAAGCACUGGAAAGCUCUCACCAAAGUGGUGUCGGGCAGGAUCAUAAAUGGUUACUGCAGAGGGGAUUGGCUGCUGAGCUUUGUGUACAGAACCUCCUCUGUCCAGCUCAACGUCGCAGGACUCCAGCCAGUUGACCUGGAUGACAGGAGGAUGGUAAACAUGGACCUUUCCUCUGUAGUAAACGGCCACCUGGACUACAUGAAGCAGAUGGACACGAUCCUAAAAGCUGUGGGCAUUAAAACCAAGGAAUACCAGCCAGUAGAGAAGGGCAGUGGCAGUCUUUUCCCCCCUCUAGCCAAGAAAUCUCUGCGGGAAUCAGGCAGCAAGGCUCGGGGAGAGGAAAACACCAGGAAAGAGGAGGAUGAGGCUGGGGGUGAGGCUCUCCCAGCCAGCUGUGCUCACCGAGGGGAUUCCUCCAGCUCUCUCCUGGGAGAACCCUCUCUGCCCUGCCUGAACUGCUCCCACAGCAGGGACAGCAAGGACCAGGCAGCAGAAGAAGGAGCAAAUUAGAGCAGAGCUGCUUAGCCAGCACUAAAACCGCUGUCACAGCACCAGCUGUGACACUGGGAUUCCCCAGGGAUAGGGCCGGCGGAGCUGGAGCUGCAGUUUCCAGCCCCUCAAGUGAGCCUGGAGGGUGGCACUGGUUUGGCACUAGAUCAAAGCAUUCAGAGCAGCUGCCAACGGCGGCUCCCACGGACGAAAGAGGGGUGGUUCCUGCCUGUAUCUGCACUGCUCCUCAGGAAUCCGGGACAGAUCCCCGUCCAAAUCCUUGCAGGAAGCAGCUGUUCCCCCUCAGCACUGUGUCCCUAUAACUGAAAAGCAAAUGGCUCUGAGGGGAUUUUAAUCAUAUCACAGAGGGGGGCUCAUCACUAGGAAAUUAAAAGCGUUUUUUCCACUGGAGAUUGGUUUGGUUUGUGGAUUUCAGGUGUGUUGAGGGCUCUGCCUGCCCCACUUUGGGCAGAUCAGUGUCCACACUUCAGCUAUGCUGGCUGGGGAGGAGAAAGGCUCGGGCUGCCAGGGCACUUUCCAAUCUCCAAGACUGUUUUCCUGUCUCCAGGUUGAUGGCAAUGAGUGUUGGAGGGGCCCGUUCCUGUUAGAAACACAUUUGGGACCCUGGGUGACAGCAGCGGGAAAACUGAUGGCUUAUGAAACUUCCAGGCUCUCCAAGCCCAGCAACCCACUGACACUUUCCUUUUGAGUCACACACACAUCUCCAGCCUUAAAAGCCCCCUUUAUUUUUAAUUGGCUUAAAAUAAAACCCAUACUUGGCA